AUGUCUAAAAAGAAACUGAAGAAGUUAACUGGAAAGGAAGACUGUUUGGAUGGCCGGGAUGACAAAAACUCUGAAGACGCGAGAUCUUAUAACCAUACUAUGAAAAGAGAGUCAGAAUUUGAGAGAUUCAGACUAGAGAAAGAUGAGCACGAAAAGAAGCGAAACCAAAGUUCGAAGAUUUCUCCUGGCGCUGAUGGAAGAUCCCAAGGAAAAUCUCCAAGCAGAAGCAAAACCACAGACAGUUCUUUAAUCCAAACUGAGAAGCAAAAGAGAAUAGUUAUACAUUUUAAAGCCAAAGAAAUUAAACAUGGAAAAAGUACCCGCACUCCUGAGGUAGUGACUGCUAGCAGCGAAAGCCGUAACAAAAGUCGUUUUGAUGGAGAAGAAGGAAGAAGACUCUGGCAUAGCUUUGCAGUUCAGAGGGACAAGGCCAUGAAGAAGAAGGCAGAGAAAGCUCAACUCUGCAAACCAAAGUUAAAAGCAGAACAAACUGUGUUGGAAAAAUGUAAGUCGUCUGCGCACAGUUUGCGUGUACCCCAUAAAAAGGCAGACGGAUCAAAAAAACGGAGUGAGGAUGUCAGAAUUCCAGAAAAGCCACCUGACGCCUCCGCAGGGCCUGUGGAUGACGAUAGACCUUUUAUUAAGAAGUCAAAUAAAUUAUCUAGGACUUGGGAAGAAGAAUAUGAAGAAGAAUACAAGGAGUUUCCUAAGAAAAAGCGGCACGUGAGCAAACACGCGCCGUCUCGCUGUUCAGCUGAAACACCGCAACAAUGGGACUCCUGGAAACGGAAAAAACGGAACGCCGAUUCUGAAAAAGCUACUGGUGGCUCGAGGGCUGAAGAAAGGGACUUGGAAGCCACAGCGUUACGUUUUAAGCAGAAUUUCGAAGUCCCAUGCACGUCUGAUUCCUACCAAGAAGGUGAGGACACAAAGUCUGCCCAAAAGAGCUUCGAGGUCUUCCCACCCCUUCAAGACAGUCAGAACCCAGAAACAGACCAAGAGAUGCAGAUAGUUGAAGACUUGCAUGUUGCUCGUGUUGAAAAUAGGAUGGCGCUGUCUGUAAUACAGACUUGUGGAGAACUUACGAGUAUGGAAAUAGAUCUUCCAGAACAGAAUUUAAAUAUUUCUGCUGAGGCUUUUACUUCUGGUCUGAACAUAUUAGUGGUGAUUGACACAAAUAUAAUGAUUAGUCACCUUGAGUUUGUCAAAUCCCUGAAAUCUGAGGACAUACCAGGGGUUGCCAGACUUGCAUUAAUAAUUCCUUGGGUCGUUCUGCAAGAGUUGGAUCACUUGAAGAAGGGGAAAGUGUUGCAGCACGUUCGGGAAAAAUCUAUCCCUGCAGUCCAGUUCAUCUACACGUGUCUCAAAAACCAAGAUUCGAAAUUGUGGGGGCAAUCCAUGCAGCUGGCUUCUCAAAAAAUGUAUGGCCUGAGUGACGAGAACAACGACGAUCGUGUUUUACAGUGUUGUCUGCAGUACCAGAACCUCUUUCCUCAAGCUGUUGUCAUACUCUGCACAGAUGAUAAAAAUUUAUGUAAUAAAGCCAUCGUGAGUGAGGUCAAGGCAUUCUCUAAAGCUGAUUUGGUUGCUGCUCUACAGAACCUGAACAUAAAUAGGCACCAGAACUGUGGUGAGCUGCCACAGCCUAAAUGUGAUGCAGAGUCCCACAAAACAGAAAGAAGUGAUGCCGGUCUCGCUGCGCCAUUCCCAAAUAUACUUCCAGACCUUGAAAAGAACUUGGGAGAAGCUUUAUCUUGUAUUUUGGAGACCGAAAUGAAAAUUGCAUUCGGGAACCUAUGGAUGGAGAUACUGUACCUGAAGCCACCGUGGACGUUAGCAAACUUGCUGAAUUGUUAUAAAAAGCACUGGAUGGCUGUUUUUGGUUAUGUUGUACCAAGGAGUUUGCUUUCAACCGUUGAAUGUCUCUAUAAACACCUUUGUACAGGUAAAACAAUCGAUUCCUCAACAGCGGGUAUCUUACUCCAGGAAUCCAAAAAAUUACUCCACGCUUUCAGUUCAAGGUCAGACUACAAUGGUGUGCUUCCCCAGGCUUACGCUGGAGUGAGCAAGCUGUGCCAAACGCUUGCAGAGGUGAGGUCAGAAAGUCAGCAGGAGUUCUCAGAAGACGUCAUGGUUCUUUCAGAAAACGCUGUGUGUGAAAAAAUGGAAGCAACGACACCAAAUCUUCAAAGCUGUGGAGAAAAAAAGUUACAUCCAAGCUUUCAUGUGGCUCAAGAAAACAGGCACCAGGAAAUCUGGUCAGUGCUUGAAGGUGUAUGGAAUACAAUAAACUUGUACAGCAACGAAAUUUUCCAAAAGUUGGACCUUAACGCCGGAACUGUGACUGCAAAGUCUUCAUUUGAAGAAGCUUUUUUAGGUUUGCAGAAGCUGUUGGCAGCUGUGAAUGAUAUCCGUGAAGGAAUUAGUAGAAUUUUGACCCCAACCAGUAGUUUCCAAGAUAUUUGGACCCUCUAUAACUUCCUGAUAAGCAACGAGCUAAACAGCAGUGUAAAAUUCUCUGCUGAGGAGCUGUACGAGUGUGUUUCACAGGAGACAUACCGGGAGCGGCUGGAGGUGGGCUGCGGCCAGCUGGCGCAGCUGGAGCACGCCGUGAAGCAGUGUCACGCCGCGGUGCACGCGGAAGCCAAGAACAGGGGCUGGCUGUGA
Messenger RNA from Tauraco erythrolophus (red-crested turaco), 2667 nucleotides. It is a transcript of the gene SWT1, whose product is annotated as SWT1 RNA endoribonuclease homolog. Gene Ontology annotation, cellular component: nucleus. Lineage: Eukaryota; Metazoa; Chordata; Aves; Musophagiformes; Musophagidae. The record is from RefSeq and is a predicted model, not a curated record.